This is a messenger RNA of Purpureocillium lilacinum, 3795 nucleotides long. RefSeq names its product GTPase-activating protein. Lineage: Eukaryota; Fungi; Ascomycota; Sordariomycetes; Hypocreales; Ophiocordycipitaceae. Gene Ontology annotation, cellular component: membrane. The record is from RefSeq and is a predicted model, not a curated record. Gene Ontology annotation, molecular function: ATP binding; ABC-type transporter activity; ATP hydrolysis activity. Gene Ontology annotation, biological process: transmembrane transport.
AUGAAACCAGCAACUGGUAUGGAGAGUGAAAAGUCGGAUGCGCCCAAGGCGAACCUCCUUGGUCUCGAUGAGGACGAACUCGACUGCCUGUCACGGCAAUUGGAUAUGCCAAAGAGCGACUCGGGGUACCUGCAAAUCUUUCGCUAUGCUAACACCGUCGAUGGCCUUGUCAUGGGCCUCAGUGCGGUUGCGGCAGUUGGUGCGGGCGCCACAAUGCCUCUGAUGACGGUCAUACUGGGCUCGCUCGUCGGAAACUUUUCCGAUUUGACCAGCACGACAAACUCGGGUGCAUUUGCCCACAACGUCAACCGCCUCGUCCUCUACUUUGUCUACAUCGCCGUGGGCACGCUCGUGCUCACCAGCCUCUUCGUCUUUGGAUUCACGUGGACCGGCGAACGCAUCACGAAGCGCCUCCGGUCCGCGUACUUCGAGGCCCUCCUCAGGCAGAACAUGGCCUUUCUCGACGCCCUCGGCGCCGGAGAAGCAGCGUCGAGAAUCACGGCCGACCUAAACGUCAUCCAGGAUGGCGUCUCGCAAAAAGUCGGCCUGGCCGUUAGCGGGCUCGCUGCCUUUGCAGCAGGCAUGGUCGUCGCCUACGUCCGCUCGUGGCGCCUCGCCCUCGUCAUGACCAGUCUGCCCGUCGCCGUCACGGCCUGGAUGAUCGUCGUCGGCACGUCCAUGAAGAAAGCCCAGCUGACGUCCACGGACCUUUACUCUUCAACGGCCACGUUCGCCGAGGAGGCGAUAUCGUCGCUGCGAAACGUCGCGGCGUACGGGCUGCAGAAGCGGUUCGUGGAAAUGUACGAGGCGUCUCUGGCGCCGGCCGCGAGAGCGGAUGCGCGAGCAAAGGCCAUGAUGGGCCUGUUCAUCGGCGGCUUGAUGGGCGCGAUGCUCAGCGCCUUUGCACUCGCGUGCUGGGCAGGCUCCCGAUUCAUGGACGCGGGCGACGUUGAUACGUCGCAAGUCGUCACCGUCCUGUUCGCGUCCAUGAUUGCAGGCGUCUCGUUUGGACAGGUCGCGCCUCAUCUGCAAGCCUUUGGAGCUGCUGGAGCCGCGGCGAACCGCAUUUUUGGUGCCAUUGAGCGCCGUCCACCUGCUGGAGUAGCUUCAGACAAAGCGACAGGCUUGAGACCAGACAAGUUACUUGGCCAUAUCCAAUUCUGCGAUGUAAAGCUGGUAUACCCCUCUCGGCCUGACCAGCUCGUCAUGGAUGGCUUCACGCUUGACGUACCGGCCGGCAAGACUACCGCCAUCGUUGGCCCGUCGGGGACCGGAAAGUCCAGCCUGCUUUACCUCCUCCAGCGGUUCUAUCUUCCCCUCCGCGGGCGAGUAUGCAUCGACGGCCACGACAUCGAGGACAUCGACGUGCAGUGGAUCCGUUCCAACAUGCGAGUUGUGAACCAAGAGCCAUUCGUCUUCAACACUACGAUACUCGAAAAUAUUGCGUUUGGCCUCGUUGGGACGAGACUCGAAAAGGCCGAUUCGAACACGAAACAAACAAUGGCUGAACAAGCAGCUAGGGCAGCCAACGCUCACGAUUUCAUCUCCCAGCUUCCUCACGGCUAUCAGACAGUUGUCGGCGAGAAUGGAGGCCGCUUGAGUGGCGGCCAGAGGCAACGAGUCGCGAUCGCGCGGGCGCUCAUCUCCGACCCGAGAAUACUCCUCCUAGACGAAGCAACGGCCGCUCUCGAUGCCAAAUCAGAGUCAUUGGUGCAGACAUCUCUCAGCACUCGCGGACCAGGCCGAACAACCAUCGUCAUUUCGCACCGUCUGUCAACGGUACGCGGCGCCGACAACAUUGUGGUGAUGGACCAUGGUCGUGUAAUCGAGCAGGGAACCCACGAGCAGCUUCUGGUGAGCCAAGGAGCGUAUUCGUCGUUGGUUGAAGCUCAAGCGCUACGAGAGGGUACCGAUAGCCCUCGCGAGAUGGGUUACGGCUCUGACGACGAACAACACAGUAGCUCUGGGAAAGCCCUGGAGAAGAGUCGCGUUGCUGCUUGGGGUCGAGAGCAACGGCAGGAGUCGACUCGGGCCACUACUCUCGCGCUCGUCAAGUUUCUCCUUCAUCUGAACCAUGCCGAAAGGAUGCACCUCCUUGCCGGCAUGAUUGGAAGUGCCUUCGCCGGCCUUGGCUACCCGCUGACGGCAAUCUUCUUCGGAAACAUGGUGCUUGCUCUCCGGGAUCCCCGCAUGACCCUAGGCGGUCAUGGUAUCGGCUUCUGGGCCGGGAUGCAGUGGCUCACGGCAUGGGUCGUGCUCUUCGGCUAUGUCGGCCAAGGCACGGCCUUUGCACACGCAUCGUCUCGCCUGAUAGCUCGAGCCCGCGCCGUCGCCUUCGCCGCCAUCUUGAGGCAGGACGCCGCCUUCUUCACCAGGCCGGGCAACGACCCCGGCGCGCUGACCGCGUUCCUCAGUCAGCAGGCGAGCCAGCUCAACGGGCUCAGCGGGACAAUUCUCGGGGCCUUGCUCAACAGCAUCGUUGCCGUGGUGGGCGGCUUCAUCGUUGCCACGUCUUUUGGGUGGAAACUCGGACUCGUUGCCACGGCCACCAUGCCGCUGAUCUUCACGACCGGUUAUGCACGGUUUAGGGUGCUUGCGGACCUCGAAAAGAAGAGUCUGCGCGACUCAAAGGCCGCGGCCGUCGUCUCCGAGGCAGUUCGCGGUAUCCGCACCAUUGCCGCCCUGGGGCUCGAAGACACUAUCGCGGAGCGUUACCGCCUCCAGCUGGGCGACGACAUCCGCAGCAGCGCGGGACAGAAUGCGUUGCUCUCGGUUCUUUACGGCACGAGCCAGUCGGUCAUCAUCUUUUGCACGGCCCUUAUCUUCUGGUACGGCGGCUCCAAGCUGCUGCCGACCGGCGAGUACACUGUCCAGAGCUUUCUGAUAUGCUUCGUCGCCACGACGUACAGCGCCCAGUCUGCAGGUGGCAUCUUCUCUCACGCGCCAGACGUGGCGGGCGCGCAGGACGCAGCCAUCAGGCUGAAGACGCUGACCGAGACCGUCCCCCAAAUCGACGUCGAUAGCGAAGACGGCGACAAUGCAGAGGCACUGGUCGGAGAUGUUGCCGCUUGCAACGUCGACUUUGCGUAUCCAUCACCUGAAGGGCCAGGACAUCUUGUAUUGCGUGACGUUUCGCUAAAGGCAAAAACGGGGAGCUUCGUCGCGCUCGUCGGCGCAAGUGGCAGCGGGAAGAGCUCUGUCCUCAACCUCGUCGAGCGGCUUUACGACCCCUGCUCCGGCCAGAUCGUCGCGGACGCGAAAGACAUACGCCAAUACCGCUUGCAGAGCUUCCGCAAGCAGAUGGCCAUCGUGGAGCAGGACUCUGUGCUUUACAGUGGAACUAUUCGCGACAAUAUCAUCAGCGAUGGAGACUUUGACGACGGAGACAUUGAGAAGGCCUGUCGCGAUGCGAAUAUCUGGGACUUUGUGUCUUCCCUGCCAAAUGGGCUCGACACCGCCAUCGGCCCCCGAGGCACUCAAGCAUCCGGAGGGCAAAAGCAACGCCUCGCUCUCGCCCGAGCGCUACUCCGCAAACCCAAGAUACUCCUGCUUGACGAAGCGACAUCAGCGCUCGACGCCCACUCCGAGGCGGUCGUCCAGGAGGCGCUCGCGGCAGCGGCCAUGGGCAGGACAACAAUCGCCGUCGCUCACCGAAUUAGCUCCAUCGCCAACGCCGACUGCAUCUACGUGUUUGACCAGGGCACCGUCGUUGAGCAAGGCACUCACGCUCAGCUCAUCGCGAGGAAGGGGCGGUAUUGGGAUUACGUGGGGAUGCAGACGCUUGAUACGACGUAA